Messenger RNA from Salvelinus namaycush (lake trout), 725 nucleotides. RefSeq names its product E3 ubiquitin-protein ligase TRIM39-like. NCBI's taxonomy places the organism in Eukaryota, Metazoa, Chordata, Actinopteri, Salmoniformes, Salmonidae. The record is from RefSeq and is a predicted model, not a curated record. Bases 1 to 720 code for a protein of 239 amino acids. Gene Ontology annotation, molecular function: protein binding. The transcript has 4 exons.
AUGCGUCCCGAGAUAAGCGGUACCAUCAAACAGAACCUGGUAGGGUGGGGGCUAGUAGAGCUGAGAGAGGUGAAGAGAUAUGCAGUUCACUAUGAGCAGCAUGGGGAAAAGAACGUUAAAGAUGAACACAGUCGUGACCUGAAGAAAGUUCAAGGUGGUAACACUCGUCGGCUGAUGGAUGUGACUCUAGAUCCUGAUACAGCACAUCCCGGACUCAUCCUGUCUGAAGACAGGAAACAAGUGAGACGUGGAAACAUAAAACAGGAUCUCCCUGAUAACCCAGAGAGGUUUGAUACUGUUCACUAUGUCCUGGGAAAGGAGGGUUUCUCCUCCGGGAGAUUCUACUACGAGGUGCAGGUGAAGGGGAAGACUGGGUGGAUUUUAGGAGUGGUCAGAGAGUCCAUCAACAGGAAGGAGAAGAUUUACCUGAACCCUGAGGAUGGAUGCUGGACUGUGUGGCUGAGGUAUGACGGGUACAAGGCUCUCUCUGUCCCAUUGGUUCCCCUCUCACUGAGAGAGAAGCCGCAGAAGGUGGGGGUGUUUGUGGAUUAUGAGGAGGGUCGGGUCUGCUUCUAUAAUGUGGAGGCCAGGUCUCAUAUCUACUCUUUUACUGGCUACACCUUCACUGAGAAACUCUAUCCAUACUUCUACCCCGGUCUUAAUGAUGGUGGUAAAAACUCAGCCCCACUGGUCAUCACUCCUGUAGAUGUCACUGACUGACUGGU